CCAACAAGUUUCUUGGCAUAUAAAUGUUUUCUUGUAAGAGGGUUUCUUUUUAGUUUCACUCCUUCGAAGUAAUCAUGUUCUUUCUGUUGUGAAGUGUUGUGGAAUCUUAGGAGUUUGUUGUUGUUGUGAAUGUAGAAAAGUAGCAAUUAUAGCCUUAGAUAGAAGGAAAAAAAAAACAAACAAAACCAUUCCUUAAAGUAAGAAGGACUAGCAUGAACAGAAUCAUGAGUGCACGAGUGUUUUCAUUGAUGGGUUUUUAGAAGAGCAAACAGCUUCUUUUCCAGCCUUUAUUAUUAACCGUUUCCUUUUCCCCCCUUCACUCUCUCAUAUUGUCUUUGGAUUUUGUGUUUUGUUUUUUAGUUUUGCAUUUGGGAUUUUUGGGGUUGCUUUGCUCGCUUCUGUUGGGAGAUAGAUACUUUGGUUGAUAUUUUCUUAAAUGUCUCAACAAAGACAGUCUCAGAUGGACCGAUAUAAUGACACAACGUUUACCAAAAUCUUUGUUGGAGGGCUAGCUUGGGAGACUCAGAGGGACACAAUGACGAGGUAUUUUGAGCAGUUUGGAGAGAUCUUAGAGGCUGUUGUCAUCACAGAUAAGAACACUGGGAGAUCCAAGGGUUAUGGCUUUGUCACAUUUAAGGAUCCUGAGGCAGCCAUGAGAGCAUGUCAGAAUCCAUCUCCAGUUAUUGAUGGUAGGAGGGCAAACUGCAAUCUUGCUUCUCUUGGUGCAAACAAGAACCGACCACCAACUUUUCACCAUGGUGCAGGACGGUUCAGGCCUCCACCUGGACUAGUGGCAUCACCUGCUUAUCAUGGUUCUUCAUCUACAUUUUUCCAUCAACCCCCUAGGCAACACACAUUUCCUUAUUCAGCUUACGGAUAUUCUGGAUAUUCACAAGACACCUUGUAUCCUACGAGCUAUUAUAAUGUGUAUGGAGUUCAGCAAUUUUCUGCUUACUACCCAUCUAGUGGAGGUUCUGGGGCAGUAGGGUUGAUCCAUAAUAUCUACCCCUUUUAUGGCCAAUAUGCACAGAGCAUUCAGGGUCAUGGUUUUGGGGUUCAAUACCCCCAAAUGGCACAGUUUCCACUUUUGCCUCAGCAUUAUGGCUCCACUGGGAUAUUGUCAUAUCCCUCUUCAAUGGCAGUGCCAACUACUAGUGCAGUAACAGGAAUUGCAACCACAACCACAACCAUAACUGCACCAACAUCAUCAACAAGUGUGGCAACAACAGCAACAGUUGUUGGUAGUUCACAACCCUCUUGAGCAGCUUCAAAGCAUAAAGAACUUGCAAGGCUAACACAUCGAAAGCUGAGUUCAAAAUAUAUGAGAUAUGUUAGAUAAAGCUUACCUUAACCCAAUUCUCAUUUUUCAUCAUGACAAAACUCAAAAGUCAUCAUCAUCAUACAUGUUUGUUUUAGGAAAAUAGGGUUUAUAUAUUAUUUUUUUUUGUUAAUCAAGUAGGUUGUUGAAGUAGGGGAAGAUCAUAUUCAUUCAUGUAUUCAGCAUUGGGGUAGAAUCCUAACUAUUUGAGCUUUGGAUUCUACCUUUUAGAGUAAUUCAAUUUCAACCAAAGGUUAUCAUGUCUUGGGUGAUGGGAGCAUCCAAUGACAUAGUCCUUUGUUUAUAUAUAUAUACAUUGUAGAUGGGUUCAAAAGAUCAUUUUAUAACUUUUGUACCCUUGAUUGGCUGGUCAAAUAGGAUGACAAAUUGAGCUUGGAUAGCUCAAUAGGCUAGCUUGUGUUGAUUGAUUUUUUUUUUUUCACGAUAGGAUUUGUCCAAAAGAAAACAUAACGUCUAUUUGUUUCUAUCUUUUUCACAUAUAAUCAUGUUUUUACCAUUA
Molecule: messenger RNA, 1838 nt
Organism: Cajanus cajan (pigeon pea)
Lineage: Eukaryota; Viridiplantae; Streptophyta; Magnoliopsida; Fabales; Fabaceae
Product: RNA-binding (RRM/RBD/RNP motifs) family protein
Molecular function (GO): RNA binding
Source: RefSeq, a predicted model, not a curated record